UUGUGUGGUUAUAUAGAAAGUGAAGUAUUCAAGAAAGUUGAAAAAGUGUGAGAGAUGGGUUUGAUGAGUGAGGCCUUAACACAGAUUCUGAUACCUUUAGCUGCUUUUAUUGGCAUUGGUUUUGCUCUGCUUCAGUGGUUUUUGGUCUCAAAGGUCAGAGUCUCCAGUGGGUCAAACUUGGUAAGUGAAUACAAUGACAAGUUGAUUGAAGAAGAUGAACAAGAAGAAGGGAUUGAUUCUGAUGAUGUUGUUGCCAAGUGUGCUGACAUUCAAAAAGCCAUUUCUGAAGGGGCAACAUCCUUCCUGUUUACGGAGUACAAGUAUCUUGGCAUAUUCAUGGUGGUAUUUGGAGCAAUCAUUUUUCUCUUCCUUGGAUCAGUAAAAAGUUUCAGCACAGAAAGUGAGCCUUGCACUUUCAACAAAGAAAAAAUUUGCAAACCAGCUUUAGCCAAUGCUUUCUUUACCACCAUUGCCUUCUUUCUGGGAGGCCUAACUUCAGCCCUCUCUGGCUUCCUUGGAAUGAAAAUCGCAACGUAUGCCAAUGCAAGAACGACUCUGGAAGCAAGGAAAAGCAUUGGGAAGGCCUUCAUUAUAGCUUUUCGCUCUGGUGCAGUUAUGGGAUUCCUUCUUGCUGCCAAUGGCCUCUUAGUUUUAUAUAUCUCUAUCAACUUAUUUAAGCUGUACUAUGGAGAUGAUUGGGAGGGUCUGUAUGAGUCUAUUACUGGUUACGGUCUUGGAGGAUCUUCAAUGGCUCUCUUUGGAAGAGUUGGUGGAGGUAUAUAUACAAAAGCAGCAGAUGUUGGUGCUGAUCUAGUAGGCAAAGUUGAACGUAAUAUUCCUGAAGAUGAUCCCCGCAACCCAGCUGUUAUUGCAGACAAUGUAGGUGAUAAUGUAGGGGAUAUUGCAGGAAUGGGCUCGGAUCUAUUCGGUUCCUAUGCUGAGUCAUCAUGUGCAGCACUGUUUGUUGCAUCCAUUUCAUCCUUUGGUAGUAGCCACGACUACUCGGCUAUGUCUUAUCCUCUGAUUAUCAGCUCAAUGGGAAUUGUUGUUUGCUUGAUAACGACUCUUUUUGCAACCGAUAUGUUUGAGAUAAAGAAUGUGACUGAGAUUGAACCAUCUUUGAAGAGGCAACUUCUCAUCUCAACUGUUCUGAUGACUGUUGGAAUUGCUUUUGUCAGUUUCUUUGCUUUGCCAUCAGAAUUCACUAUUUUCGAUUUUGGAUCCGAGAAAGUGGUGAAGAACUGGCACCUAUUCUUUUGUGUUUCAAUUGGUUUAUGGGCUGGCUUGGUCAUUGGUUAUACUACUGAAUAUUACACUAGCAGUGCUUACAGUCCAGUACAAGAAGUGGCAGAUUCUUGCAAGACUGGUGCUGCGACAAAUGUAAUAUUUGGAUUGGCUCUUGGAUAUAAAUCGGUUAUCAUUCCCAUAUUUGCCAUUGCUGCUUCUAUAUACGUGAGCUUCAGCUUAGCUGCUAUGUAUGGCAUUGCAGUCGCUGCUCUGGGAAUGCUUAGCACUAUAGCCACUGGGCUCGCAAUAGAUGCUUAUGGUCCUAUCAGCGACAAUGCUGGUGGUAUUGCAGAGAUGGCUGGAAUGAGCCAUAGCAUUCGUGAAAGAACUGAUGCUCUUGAUGCUGCUGGGAACACAACAGCUGCAAUUGGCAAGGGUUUUGCGAUUGGAUCAGCUGCACUUGUAUCUCUUGCUUUGUUUGGUGCCUACGUGAGCAGAGCUGGUAUCAAAACUGUCGAUGUCUUAUCACCUAAGGUCUUCAUUGGUUUGCUAGUAGGAGCAAUGCUUCCGUAUUGGUUCUCAGCCAUGACAAUGAAGAGUGUAGGCAGUGCAGCUCUGAAAAUGGUUGAAGAAGUUCGCAGACAAUUCAAUAGUAUCCCAGGGCUAAUGGAAGGAACAGCAAAACCAGACUAUGCAACUUGUGUCAAAAUCUCAACUGAUGCUUCACUCAAAGAGAUGAUCCCACCAGGUGCUUUAGUCAUGUUAACACCUCUUAUUGCUGGUACCUUUUUUGGAGUGGAAACACUAGCUGGUGUGCUCGCUGGUUCUCUCGUUUCUGGUGUUCAAGUUGCUAUUUCAGCUUCAAACACGGGAGGAGCAUGGGAUAAUGCCAAGAAGUACAUAGAGGCUGGUGCAACAGAACAUGCUAGAUCAUUAGGACCAAAAGGAUCAGAUGCACACAAAGCUGCAGUAAUUGGAGAUACAGUUGGUGAUCCAUUAAAGGACACUUCUGGUCCAUCAUUGAAUAUACUGAUCAAGCUUAUGGCUGUUGAAUCUUUGGUGUUUGCUCCUUUCUUUGCUACUCAUGGGGGACUCCUAUUCAAGUUACUGUAGAAUGAGCCUCUUUGUACAAAAACAUAUUUCUCCAAAUAAACAUAGAGUUAUUCUGUCUAGACAAAUUCUUUUUACUUGUCAUUUUUUUGAGAAGUGAGUAUUAUUUCCACACAUAACAUUUCUUGGGAAAAUUAUUGUAUAGGUAAUCCGUAAUUACCUUACAGAAAAAUAAUAAU
This is a messenger RNA of Solanum tuberosum (potato), 2516 nucleotides long. Its product is annotated as pyrophosphate-energized vacuolar membrane proton pump 1-like. The record is from RefSeq and is a predicted model, not a curated record. The coding region runs from base 55 to 2340 and encodes 761 amino acids. The transcript is spliced from 8 exons. Lineage: Eukaryota; Viridiplantae; Streptophyta; Magnoliopsida; Solanales; Solanaceae. Gene Ontology annotation, cellular component: membrane. Gene Ontology annotation, molecular function: inorganic diphosphate phosphatase activity; diphosphate hydrolysis-driven proton transmembrane transporter activity. Gene Ontology annotation, biological process: proton transmembrane transport.